Messenger RNA from Conger conger (European conger), 6153 nucleotides. RefSeq names its product myopalladin (gene mypn). Bases 199 to 5610 code for a protein of 1803 amino acids. NCBI's taxonomy places the organism in Eukaryota, Metazoa, Chordata, Actinopteri, Anguilliformes, Congridae. The transcript has 21 exons. The record is from RefSeq and is a predicted model, not a curated record. Gene Ontology annotation, biological process: homophilic cell-cell adhesion; dendrite self-avoidance; axon guidance. Gene Ontology annotation, cellular component: plasma membrane; axon. Gene Ontology annotation, molecular function: cell-cell adhesion mediator activity.
UUGUGUUGGUGAUAGGUUUCCCAAGCUACUUGCAGCCAUAUUUCCCUUUAACUCAAAGGUUACCUCUGCCAGAAUAAAAGGCAUAAGCUUCUCCCAUUUUCCUUUCAAGCCCAGGAAGACUGGACUCAUUGUCCCUAACCUUUGUUGCACUUUGAGGACUACCAGUUCUGGACGUGUACUACCUGGUGUAUCAGAAGGAUGCAAGAGAACAACUUGGAACCAUCUAAGUCAUUAGCUCAAAUUUUAAGAGAGAGCUACUUGACGGACCCAAGAGCUGAACGAAGGCAUGGUGAAAUGGGGUCAGCGGAUGCCUCUCCUCAUCACCUGCAUCAUGGAACUCACCGUGGAAAACCAGAAGGUUCUGCUGGACAGGAGGACUUUACAGACCUCUCGGCCUUCUUAAGCAGUGAAGAACUGCACAAAAGCGUCAACCUGGCACGGCAAGCCAUUGGCCAAGGCCCGCAGGAGGAGAAACAUGGGGAUGGUGCCCGUAACCCUUCACCUGAGAAAAGGAGGUUCCCACAGUCUAACCCACUGCCAGACAGGCAAACACUGCAGUCUGCUACCAAAGAAAACAGAACCAAGAAUAACAGGAACCCAACAGAAUCUCAUUCAGAUUUUCAGAGGCCAGUAAGAAACACCCCGUAUGGACCUGAGACUCAGUCCAAGAAGGAAUUCCUUAACAAGGCAGCUGACUUCAUAGAAGAACUGUCUUCUCUUUUCAAAGCCAACAGUUCUAAAAGGAUACGUCCGCGUUCUUGCAAAGCUCACAGAAGCAGAUCUAAUGUAAAGAAUCCGUCAGACAGUGCUGUUUUUGCCUUCAAUGCAGAAGACCGGGAAAGACCUGUCUCCGUUUCCCCUGAUCAACUGAUCACAGAAACAGGGGACCAGGAAGAGCUCACACCACCCACUGGUAACCAGCUGGACAUACAAACAGCGAGUUGUUUGGAGGAGGAAGAGUGUGGACCAGAGGAGGAAGAGUGUGGACUGGUGGAGAGUGAAGAGACUGAGCUCUGUGAUGGUGGAGAGGUAGAGGAACAUGAAGAGGAAGACUUGCAUAUACCUGCAGUGGAGCAUUCGGAUGAGCCUAUUCCAGAUCCUCCAAGGUUCAUUCAAAAGCUUAAAAGUAGAGAGGUACCAGAGGGUAGCAAAGUUCAGCUGGACUGCAUUGUAAGAGGAUUUCCUGUCCCUGAAGUUAGGUGGUUUUGUGAGGGGAAGGAACUAGAGAACUGUCCUGAUAUUCAGAUUCUCAGCGUUGGAGAGCAGCACACACUCAUCAUUGCAGAGGCUUUUGAAGAAGACACCGGCCGCUACUCCUGCUUUGCCUCCAACUUUUACGGCACAGACUCCACCUCUGCAGAAAUCUACAUUGAAGGUGCUUCCUCUUCUGAUUCAGAUGGAGAGCAACAUUUUGUUGGUGUAACACAGGUGCCAAGGAAGACUUCUGCAUCUUUACCUAUUUCACCACCAUCAACCAGUGUGGAAAAUUCUGCAUCCCCCCAGCCACCUGUCUGCCCACCAGUUAUACAGUAUCCUGCACAGGAAGUGUCCACUUUACUAUCUGCACAGGAAGUGUCCACUCCACUACCUGCACAAGUGUCCACUCCUGUUUCUGCACAGGUGGUAUCUACUGCACUGCCUGUACAAGUAUCUCCUCUGUUAUCUGCACCUGUGCCCACUGCAGAGGAGGUGUCCACUCCAGUGCAUGUGCAGGUAUCUACACCCCUCCCUGCAUCGGUAACCACUCUGCUACCUGCACAGGAAGUGCCCCCUCAAUCACCUGUGCAGGUAUCCUCUUUGCUACCUGCACAGGAAGUGCCCCCUCAAUCACCUGUACAGGUGUCAUCCACUCUUCUACCUGUACAGGAGACAGCCACCCUAUCACCUGUGCAGGUGUCUACGCAACCUGAACAGGAGGUUUCCACCCUGUCGCCUGCACCGGUAUCUCCUCCUCUACCUGCACAGGUGUCCCCUCCUCUACCUGCUCGGGUGUCCGCUCCUCUACCUGCACAAGUGGGCCCGCCAAUACCUGUACAAGUGUUCACUCCUCCACCUGCACUGGUUACCACACCAAUACCUGUACAAGUGUCCUCUCCUCUACCUGCACAAGUCUCCACUCCAAUACCUGUACAAGUGUUCACUCCUCCACCUGCACUGGUUACCACACCAAUACCUGUACAAGUGUCCUCUCCUCUACCUGCACAAGUCUCCACUCCAAUACCUGUACAAGUGUUCACUCCUCCACCUGCACUGGUUACCACACCAAUACCUGUACAAGUGUCCACUCCUCUACCUGCACUGGUUACCACACCAAUACCUGUACAAGUGUCCACUCCUCUACCUGCACUGGUUACCACACCAAUACCUGUACAAGUGUUCACUCCUCCACCUGCAGAAGAAGUGUCCACUCAACUGCCCAUACAUUUGAUUACCCCACAAAGACCAUAUCUGGAGAGUGAAAACUGCAGUAGCUAUCCACAAGGUUUAGAUGGAAGACCAAUAAUGGCCGCCCCUGUUUUUACGAAGAAUCUUCAGAACGUUUCGGCCUCGGAGGGCCAGCUGGUAGUGCUUGAAUCCCGGGUAAAAGGGGUUCCCUCACCCCGAGUGGACUGGUACAGGGAAGGGACACUGAUAGAUGACUCUCCUGACUUCCGAAUUCUCCAAAAAAAGCCCCGGUCCAUGGCAGAAUCAGAGGAAAUAUGCACUUUGGUGAUUGCUGAAGUCUUCCCAGAAGACUCUGGAACAUUCACCUGCACAGCAGUCAACAAAUAUGGGACUGUGUCCAGCAUUGCACUGCUGAAAGUGAAAGCUAAGGAGAGUCACAGUAUUAACACCAAAGCAGCAAGCAAGGGAACUGCAGAGUUUGCCAGGCACAAAGCACCGGAGCCCAUCUCUGCAGUCCUUACUAGGCCCUGUCUGAAGCCGCCGGAGGAAGCAGCGUCUGCCUCUCGCACGUUCCCGGCCCAGCCACUCAGCUCCGUGUUAAAGCCUCGGACAGCCCCCGCCGUCUCCAGCGCCCUCCCCCCUGAUCCCCUCUAUCCCAAGCUGCAGGGGUCAGAGGUCAGCAACGCCGAGCCCUGCCCCCGCCGAGCGCUGCCCCGCGACCCUCCCCCCUCCAUUCUUAAGCCCAAGCUGGAGGGCUUUGGCGUGGCCUCAGACCCCCCCGUCCCUCCGGGGGCCCUGCCCAACCACGCCGAGCCCCGGCCCGACCCGCCCGCGUCCUGUCUCAAGCCCAAACUGGAGGGGGUCCUGGUGAACCACAGCGAGCCGCGGUCCAGCUCGCGGGUCGGCCUCCGUGUGCAUUUCAGACUGCCGGAGGAGGAGGAGGAGGAAUCCGAGGACGGAGAGACACAGGAAGCACUGCACAAAGCGCUGCCUCCACCUGUUCUGGCCAAACCCAAGCUAGACUCUGUUCAACUCCAGCUUCUCCACAACCAAGUUCUACUUGAGCAACAACAAGAGAGUGUUCCUCCAAGCCAGCCGGAGACAUCUCCCUGGCCCCCCACAACUUACCCUGAACCCCAGCCAACCCCCACAAAGCUCACCAAUUCCACAGCCACACCCCCGUCACAGACGGUGCGUACAACCAGCACAAACAUCUCCCAAAGCUUCAGUUCCAGCAACAGCAGCAACAGUAUGGCACAGAGUUUCAGCUACACCAGGCCCAGGGAGUUUGUAGCCGCACAAGGCUCCCCCGUCAGCAGUCUCUCCGAGUCUCUGUCUCCCACAGAGUCCCCUGUCCCCUUUCUUAACGCCAUGGCAGCACAGUUGCCCCAGAAACCUGUCGCUGAGGUCAGCACCUUUCCAUUUUCUCCUACAGUCAAUCCAGUUGCACCAUCCCCCCCCAAGCUCAUGCCAACAAGGGUCUUGAGGUCUCCCACUAGCCCCCCUGGGCUUGUUUCAUCACCCCCUCCCAUUCCCCACCACCUCUUUGGCUCAGCUUUCUCUCUGCGGGCUCAGUCCCCCCCGCAAGCGUCUUCCCCGACCCCCAGUGGGUCCACAGCCAGCCCCAUCCAGAACCCCGUAGCCUUCCUCAGCUCCGUGCUCCCCUCCCUGCCUACUUCUCCUCCACCUCAACAGACCAACGCCAUGGGUCUGCCCAGGGGCGCCCCUGUCACACCACCCCAGGGAAUGGUGAAGAGGUCCCCACGAACCCAUCGAUCUCUCUCAAAUGAGGAGAUCCGGGACAGCAAAGAUACUGUUGUACAAGACCUGGAGAGGAAACUACACUUCAGAGAAGAUUCUACACAAAAUGGACAACAGAAACCUGCAUAUGAGAGGCAAAGUGGCAGACAGCUUGGACCAAACAAUCCCGUAACUACUUUUAAUUACAAUGAGGAGUAUCGGAUCUCUAACUUUGAGCAGAGGCUGUUGAGUGAGAUUGAGUUUCGCCUGGAGCGAACACCGGUCGAGGAGUCUGACGAUGACGUUCAACACGAUGAGAUCCCCACAGGGAAGUGCAUCGCACCCAUCUUCGACAAGAAGCUCAAGAACUACCGAGCCAUGGAGGGCGUGCCUGUGACGUUCACCUGUAAAGUAGUUGGGAUACCUGUACCAAAGGUUUACUGGUUUAAGGAUGGAAAGCAGAUAUUGAGGAAAAAUGUACAUUAUAAGAAAAUAAGAGAGGGAGAUGGAACCUGUGCUCUGCACAUGGAGGCUGCCACGAAUGAUGAUGACGGGAACUACACCGUGAUGGCUGCCAAUCCUCAGGGAAGAAUUAGCUGCUCUGGUCAUUUGAUUGUCCAAACUGGGCCCAUACGCAGUCGGCUGACCCCGAUGAUCCAUUCUCAGAGAAUACGGGCCCGGGCACAGGAAGCAGAUGAAGGGGAGCCCGUUCAAGAGCGUUUCUUUAGACCCCACUUCCUCCAGGCCCCUGGGGACAUGUUGGCUCAUGAAGGAAGAGUCUGCAGGUUGGACUGCAAGGUAAGUGGGUUACCAACCCCAGACUUGAUGUGGCUUCUCAACGGGAAACCUAUUCUUCCGGAUUUUUGCCACAGAAUGCUGGUGAGGGAGAAUGGAGUUCACUCCAUGCUCAUCGACCCACUGAAGAAAAGUGAUGCAGGAACCUACACAUGUAUCGCAACAAACAAAGCAGGGCAGAGCUCUUUCUGUCUGGAGUUAAGCAUUUUGGCGAGAGAAUUAAAGAGAGCCCCGAUGUUUGUGGAGAAGCUCCAGAAUACAGGCAUUGCUGAGGGGUCCCCAGUGAGGCUGGAGUGCAGGGUUGUGGGCAUGCCCCCUCCUGUCAUUUACUGGAAGAAAGACAAUGACUCCAUUCCCAUCAUGAGGGAGAGAUUAAGCAUGCACCAGGAUGCAACAGGAUAUGUUUGCCUGCUGAUUCAGCCAUCUAAGAAAGAUGACGCUGGGUGGUACACCGUAUCAGCAAAAAAUGAAGCAGGAAUUGUGUCAUGCACAGCAAGGCUGGACAUAUAUGCUCAAUGGCACCAGCAGAUCCCCCAGCCCAUGAAGACCUCACGGUCCCCCGGCAGCCGCUAUGCUGCCCUGGCCAACCAGGGCCUGGAUGUCCUCUCAGCCUUCCCAACCAUGGAAAACAACCCUUUUCUUUUCACUAGCACCCCCACAGAGGCUGCAAUGGAGAGUGAGGAGCUGUAGGGGGUACUGCUACAUCCUCAGCGGCUCUCUCCGCUAUAAAUACACCUUGCCACAAUUGCUGUGAAUGUAACCUUUCACCGGAAUUGCACCUUUACUAAAGUCCAUUUAAGACCACAUCUUUCAGGUGUAAAACAGUCAUUGCACAAAAUAGGAAACAUCUUGAUAGGUUUUUGACUCGCUGUAAUGAGUUAUUCCUAGCAAUAACUCCUAGUAUUAAUUUUAAAAGGCUUUUUUGUUGUAUAUUGUUCAGGUUUUUUCUACUACCUGUUAAAUGUGAUGGUGACACUAGGGCUGAAAAAGCUAACACUCAUGUUAGCGUACCUUACAAUUUUUCCUUUGUUUUAGAUAUUAUGUUUGAAUUUCUUUUCUUGUUUUUUAAUGCCAAAUUAUCAUUAUAAAAAGAUAGUAUCUUCAUAUAAUUUAAGGAUAUCAUUUAUAUUAUAACAGAUUUUGUGGUCCUAUAAGAUAAACUGAGCUUAUAUGCAUAUACAGUAGAAUGUUAUUAAAGAUGCAAUAAAAAAUUAUAUAUGGGAAAGUACUGAA